Molecule: messenger RNA, 1708 nt
Organism: Spea bombifrons (plains spadefoot toad)
Lineage: Eukaryota; Metazoa; Chordata; Amphibia; Anura; Pelobatidae
Product: thyrotropin-releasing hormone receptor-like
Exons: 3
Coding region: 319-1533 (404 amino acids)
Biological process (GO): phospholipase C-activating G protein-coupled receptor signaling pathway
Cellular component (GO): membrane
Molecular function (GO): thyrotropin-releasing hormone receptor activity
Source: RefSeq, a predicted model, not a curated record
AGCCGCAGCUGCGCUCUGGUUGCUGUCCAUGGUCUCGAAAGCUACUGGUGCUGAUCUGCAGUUCCCAUCGCAAGCCACAUAUAUAACAACGGCAGCUUCUCUCUUGGCAACAUCACAUCUCAGAAGAAUCCUGCAACCACUGGAUUCCACUCUUACCUUCCAUUAUACCCCAGGAUUUCACCUCCUUCUCCAAUCAACGCAGCUGGAAAUGGGAUCGUUGAUUUGAAAAAGUGUUAAUCCCCCCCUUGCAAAGCUACCUGCCUAGAGCUGUGAUAAUUUGCAAGAAAAAGAGAAAGAAAGAACGUUUUAAGGAAAAACAUGGAUAAUUAUACAAUGUCUUUGGAAACGCAUGUAUAUAACGAAACUGGGGUCAAUCAAACACUAGGAAACAUGCCCCAAAAUGCCCUCGAGGUACAGGUGGUUACCAUUUUCCUUGUCCUUUUAAUCUGCGGAGUGGGUAUUGCCGGGAACAUAAUGGUAGUUUUAGUUGUGUUGAGGACCAAGCACAUGAUGACUCCGACAAACUGUUACUUGGUCAGCUUGGCCAUCGCUGACCUGAUAGUACUGCUGGCCGCUGGACUUCCCAACAUCUCAGAAGUUGUUGCGUCUUGGGUCUUCGGCUACGUUGGUUGCCUCUGCAUAACUUAUCUUCAGUACCUGGGGAUCAAUAUCUCAGCUUGUUCGAUCACGGCAUUCACCGUCGAGAGGUACAUAGCCAUCUGCCACUCCAUUAAAGCCCAGUUCAUCUGCACCGUUUCGAGAGCCAAGAAGAUCAUCACCUUCGUGUGGAUGUUCACCUCCAUGUACUGCGUCAUGUGGUUCUUCCUGGUGGACACCAAGGAAGUGAAGUUCGCUGAUGGCGUCCAGGUCAACUGUGGUUACAGAGUAUCUAGAAACUUGUACACCCCCAUCUAUUUCCUGGACUUCACCAUCUUCUACGUGAUUCCUCUGGUCCUCGCAACUGUUUUGUACGGACUGAUCGCGAGGAUAUUAUUUAUGAAUCCGCUUCCAUCCAACCCCCAGGAUCUUAGCCGGAUGAGCUCUAAACAUCAUGGGAAACCCUACAACUCCAUAAAACUUUCAUGUAAGGGGAACAAGAACACCGUGAGUUCACGGAAGCAGGUAACCAAGAUGCUGGCUGUUGUUGUUAUCCUGUUUGCCCUCCUCUGGAUGCCGUAUCGUACGCUUGUGGUGGUAAACUCUUUCAUGGACCCUCCCUACCUGAACGUUUGGUUCUUGCUGUUCUGUAGAAUGUGCAUCUAUCUUAACAGCGCCAUCAACCCCAUCAUAUACAACCUGAUGUCCCAGAAGUUCCGAGCGGCCUUCAAAAACCUCUGCAAAUGCGAGCAGAAAAGGACAGAGAAGGCGGCCAACUACAACGUCCCGGUGUACUACAGCGUGAUGAAAGACAGUUCUCACGAAAGCCCGGAUCAUGACCUCACAGUCCAAGAGGAUCUCAAUGGAUUCCCGUCCAAAAAAGUCAACUUUACAGAAAAAUGCAUAGAUACCACCAGAACAUAUAGUGUUGCAUGAUACCUCCGACGCUGUCCUACGAUGGGUAUUUUAAUCGUCAACGUAAUGUAUUCGAAAUGGUGUUGUACAAAUGUUUAAAAAAAUAUUGCCUGAAUGGAGAGGGAAUGUAAAUAAGCAAAAAUUCUUCUAAAGAUCUUUAAUAUUUGCAAAAUUUAUACACUGUCUGGCUCUCCGA